UGUAUGACCCUGGCCACCUAAUUGGGUCGCGAGAUAGGGCUUGAGCUUGUUCACGGUCACCUCUCUUUGUGUGACUCGGGAAAUUUGCCGGGAGGCCACGAAAUAUACUGUCGACCUGGUUGGCCGCGUUGACCUGGGUCUGCUCCCUCCUGGUGUCGAGGUGCGGCCGGGCAUCUGCGAGCAGCGGCCGGCUUGGCUGGACGCCGAUGGCACACCUAUGUUCCUCGGGCCGGACACCGCUUACGGCAUCUCGCGCGGCGCCAACCUCUCGGUGUCAACGGCCGAAGCAUUUCCAUUUGGCUUUCCGCGGGACUUCUCGGUGCUGGCCACGUUUCGCAUGGAACAGAACACGCGAGGCUACCUGCUCUCUGUGUACGACUGGGAUGACGAGGAGCAGUUGUCGCUGCACGUGGGCGAGAACUUGACGUUCGCGCUGCGGUCCACCAACGGCAACGGCAGCACCGUCUACUCGGCGGUCUUCACCGAGCCUUUCAACGACGGAAAGUGGCACCGUAUGGCGCUGAGCGUGAAAGGGGAUGCGGUCACGCUGGUCAAAGACUGCGUGGUGCGCGAGACUGAGGAGAUGGCCCGCUCAGACGACGCGCUUGUCGACACCUCUGGUGUCACUCUGGUCGGACAGGCGUUGGACAUCACUGUCGACCCCUUCCAGGGAGACCUGCAGCAACUACUGGUGGUCCCUACUCCGGACUCGGCCUAUGAGUUGUGCAGUAGCUACGUUCCCGGAUGCGCCAUCCCGCUGCCGCCGCUAGACGCCGACUACGGAGACCCGCUCCUCAACAGAACCGAUCCUGCUGAGAAGGAGCCGCAGCCGGGUGGAGCCUACCACAACGAAACAACUCCGUAUUAUCCGGAGGGAGGUGCUACACCGAUCCCACCCUACUAUCCAGCGAUCAGCUAUCCCAUUGAGGGACCACCGGGCCCUCAGGGAUUUCCGGGUCCUGCUGGGUUUCCUGGACUUAAAGGUGACAAGGGAGACCCGGGAAGGGACGGACUCGCCGGAACGGCGGGGCAACCUGGAGCCCCUGGACACAUCUUCAUGAUACCAUACCAGACAGCGGGAGACACCAAAGGUCCUGACAACACUGAAUCGCUGCGACAGAUGCUCAGCCAGCACAUGCUCGCGAUGCGGGGCGCCCCUGGGCCUAUGGGCUUGACUGGUCUACAUGGGCCCGUGGGUCCCAUGGGACCACCGGGCGAGAAAGGAGAGCGUGGCGAGCAAGGAGCUAUGGGACCACGAGGAUUGCGGGGCCAGCAAGGAACAUCUGGAAAGCCGGGAAGACGGGGACGAAGCGGCAAGGACGGGGAACGUGGAAAGCCAGGGCCUCCAGGGUCAAAGGGCGAUAUCGGCCUUCCGGGUCUUCCAGGCCUACCGGGAGAGAAAGGUGAAAGGGGUUUCGUCGGAGCUCCGGGUGACCAGGGGCUCGUCGGACACGAAGGACCUCCGGGUGACGAUGGAGCUACAGGGCUGCCCGGACUUCCAGGAGAGAUGGGUCCACGAGGAUUUCCAGGCCCCCGGGGAUUCGUAGGACUUCAAGGACCACCUGGCAUACCGGGAUCCGAAGGGCCUGUGGGACCGAAGGGUAGCACGGGUCCUCCAGGUGGACCUGGCCAGCCAGGCCAGCAAGGGAUGCAGGGCGCUGUGGGAUCGCCAGGCCCUCAGGGCUCUCCAGGACCACUGGGACCACCGGGGCCUAGAGGAAAGCCAGGACUUCCAGGUCUUCCAGGAGCUGAUGGAAUGCCCGGGCCACCAGGAAAUGCUGGUCCGCACGGCGGAAAAGGAGAUAUGGGGCAUGCUGGACAGCAGGGGCCCACAGGAUUCCCAGGUCCUCGCGGCGUCAAGGGUGACGAUGGUCCACGAGGGCCGCUAGGCGACAAAGGCGAUAAGGGUGCACCCGGCGUGGAUGGCCAAAAAGGCGACCACGGACUUCCUGGUGACGGGGGUCCUCCGGGUACCGAGGGCGUCCAAGGAAUAGAAGGUCCUGAAGGCCCCAAGGGAUUCGAAGGACCUCGAGGAGAGAAAGGGCCGCCAGGAGCACCAGGUGAAAAGGGUAAAAUGGGCAUUCCAGGAUUCCCAGGAUAUCCGGGAACGACUGGACCGAAGGGCGAAAAAGGAUUUCAUGGAAAGCCUGGAGAGAAAGGUGACAAAGGCGACCGGGGACCAACCGGCCCACAUGGAGAGCGAGGCCAAAUUGGACCACGGGGGAACAGGGGCCAGAGAGGAAGAGUCGGAAAAAGAGGGGCGCCUGGAGAAAAGGGCAGCACCGGGGAACCGGGACCUCCCGGUAUUCCCGGAGAGAGAGGGCCCCAGGGCCCUGAAGGCGCCAGAGGAUUCAUGGGAGUGCCAGGAUCGCCCGGUGCGUCAGGAAAGGACGGGCCUCCGGGACCUCCAGGGGAGCGAGGGCCACCCGGUGAAACCGGCACCGCGGGACCUCCAGGGCCACCUGGCGUCAUUGGACCGGCGGGCCCUCCCGGUGAAACCGGAGUAUCCGGCGAUAUCGGACCUCCUGGUCGUCCGGGUGUUCCUGGUGAGACAGGCCUGCCCGGACCUGCGGGAAAAGAAGGUCCAACGGGUCCUGUUGGCCUUCCGGGCAACAAAGGCCCUCCUGGGCCUCCGGGUCCUCCUGGUUUUCCAGGAGAGAGGGGAAACAUGGGGCCACCAGGUUUCCCUGGUCCUAAAGGGGAAAUUGGGCUUCCAGGAGCACUCGGGCCACCCGGCGAGAAAGGAGACAUGGGCCUACCGGGUGACCCCGGACCUGCCGGUGAAAAGCCUCAGGGGUAA
Messenger RNA from Dermacentor silvarum, 2800 nucleotides. Its product is annotated as collagen alpha-2(XI) chain-like. Lineage: Eukaryota; Metazoa; Arthropoda; Arachnida; Ixodida; Ixodidae. The record is from RefSeq and is a predicted model, not a curated record. The coding region runs from base 218 to 2800 and encodes 860 amino acids. The transcript is spliced from 39 exons.